Molecule: messenger RNA, 777 nt
Organism: Onychomys torridus (southern grasshopper mouse)
Lineage: Eukaryota; Metazoa; Chordata; Mammalia; Rodentia; Cricetidae
Product: NHP2-like protein 1
Exons: 2
Coding region: 1-675 (224 amino acids)
Biological process (GO): maturation of SSU-rRNA; mRNA splicing, via spliceosome; ribosome biogenesis
Cellular component (GO): U4/U6 x U5 tri-snRNP complex; small-subunit processome; precatalytic spliceosome
Molecular function (GO): RNA binding
Source: RefSeq, a predicted model, not a curated record
AUGCAAGACCGGCAGUUGAAAGCCAUGGCAUGCUAUGGGAAUUUUAUGGGCAUUAGUAUUGUAUCUGCCCUGGACCAGGAUGGGGAGCUGGCAGAGUCUGUUGGCAUAUUAAGUGAUGCUGUAAGGAAAGGGAUAUUAAAGGCCCCAGACUGUCAGCUUUUAAUGUACAUGGUGAAGGACCCAGGGGGUUGGACGUUAAUAGUGUUAAUAUUUCACGCUCUUUCUGCUCCGCGUUUUGGCCUGAGGUGGGCUGUUGUCGAGGCGCGGCGAGGCCAGCGCAUCGCAGCCACGACGGAGGCUGAUGUGAAUCCGAAGGCCUACCCCCUGGCAGAUGCCCACCUCACCAAGAAGCUGCUGGACCUCAUUCAGCAGUCAUGUAACUACAAGCAGCUUCGGAAAGGAGCCAAUGAAGCCACCAAAACCCUCAACAGGGGCAUCUCUGAGUUCAUUGUGAUGGCAGCAGAUGCUGAACCCUUGGAGAUCAUCCUGCACCUCCCCCUGCUGUGUGAAGACAAGAAUGUCCCCUAUGUAUUCGUGUGCUCCAAGCAGGCCCUAGGACGGGCCUGUGGGGUCUCCAGACCAGUCAUCGCCUGUUCGGUUACCAUCAAAGAAGGCUCCCAGCUAAAGCAGCAGAUCCAGUCCAUCCAGCAGUCUAUUGAAAGGCUCCUGGUGUAGGCCUGUGGCCUCUGCCCUUUCCUGUCUGCUCCCACCCCACUUGUAUAUCAUAUUGUCUGUUAGCAUGUGGUAUUUUCAGCCAGUUUCUGUUAUAAAUACUGU